Cuscuta epithymum is the source of this 1461-nucleotide messenger RNA. NCBI's taxonomy places the organism in Eukaryota, Viridiplantae, Streptophyta, Magnoliopsida, Solanales, Convolvulaceae. The record is from the annotation of a GenBank genome assembly.
GACAAAAUCUGAGCUGCCAAUAUCGUUUUCUUUAAUAUUAUUGGUUCCUAGCAAGCGCCAACAAUGGCUGACGAUCUAUGUUUCUUCUCAAAGGAUGGGUUACUAAUCAAACCUUCAAAGAAAUCUCCACUGCUAUUGAGAAUGCUGGUCUUGAUUUUUGUAAUGGUUUGUGGGGUCUAUAUAUGUUCAGUCUGCCUGAAGCAAACAGGCAGUCGCAAGAAUACACAUUUACUAAAUAUUGCUGUCGUGGAGAAGCCAUGCGACCCACCUAAUGUUGAACCUUCAGAGAAACCAUAUGUGCACUUUCCCAAGCCUAAGACUUUUAGCCGGGGUGAGUGUGCAUGCAGUCCAGUACGAUAUUUUGCAAUUUUGUCAACACAGAGGUCCGGCAGUGGCUGGUUUGAGACUUUGCUGAACAAUCAUACAAACAUAAGCUCCAAUGGAGAAAUUUUUUCUGUGAAAGUAAGGAGAAGCAACAUAUCCACUAUCGUGGAUACUUUAGAUAAGAUAUAUAAUCUUGACUGGCUAACUAGUGCUUCCAAGAAUGAAUGCACAGCUGCAGUGGGGCUGAAAUGGAUGCUUAACCAGGGUCUGCUGCAGCAUCAAGAAGAUAUAGUGGAAUACUUCAAGAAGAAAGGAGUUUCUGCAAUUUUUCUCUUUAGAAGGAAUCUUUUGCGUAGAAUGGUUUCAAUACUAGCUAACUCAUAUGAUCAACGUGCCAAGUUGCUAAAUGGAACCCACAAAUCUCACGUUCAUUCUCCCAUGGAGGCAGAGAUACUUGCUAGUUACAAACCAACGGUAGACACACAAAUGCUGGUUCUGAAUUUGAAGCAAGUGGACGAUAUGGUCACAAAAGCUUUGGAGCAUUUCAAGAGUACUAGGCAUGUCAUCCUUUACUAUGAGGACAUCAUAAGAAACCGAACUAAACUGUUGGACGUUCAAGAUUUUCUGAGGGUACCUCAUCAAGAGUUAAGAAGCCGACAGGUCAAGAUACACAAGGGGGCAUUAUCAUCACAAGUAGAGAAUUGGGGUGAUGUUGAGAAGACACUUAAGGGAACACCAUACGAGACCUUCCUACAAUCGGAUUAUGAGGUCUAAUUUUGUACAUUUUUCUUGUCUCUUAACUUGCUAUUUAUUUAUUAUUUGGUUAGCAGAAGCUAACUGGGAAGCCGGGAAUGGUGUGGGCUAUGUUUUAGUAAAGGUGUGUAUUGCCUCCAUCCCACCUCCCCACCAAAUCCAUCGAUUUUGCUUACCCUUAAUGAUUUGGUUAAACAUCGAGGUUAAUAUCACUACGGAUGGAGUCAUGAUUUUGUUUCUAGGGACUAAUUACAUUGUAAUUUAGUGUUUUCCUUUAUGGCUUUAAAGUGUUUUUUUCCUUUUAAGAAUUGACCACAUUAAGUUCAUGAUAGUUGGAAUGUACAAUUGUUCCCAUUAGGGAUUGGGCUCCUCUCUGGAUCUGCC